Messenger RNA from Peniophora sp. CBMAI 1063, 1152 nucleotides. NCBI's taxonomy places the organism in Eukaryota, Fungi, Basidiomycota, Agaricomycetes, Russulales, Peniophoraceae. The record is from the annotation of a GenBank genome assembly.
AUGGGCCGCACCCGCACAAAAACGCGCAAAAACGACCUGCUCGCCUCGACAUCUAAAGUCUCCACCACAGAACCCGCCGCCGAAGAACCGCCUCUCGAGUCUUUACUAGAAAAAGCGGGCGAACUGCUCGUUCAGACCGACUACGAACUCUGCGCGCGGUUCUUGGACCGUAUACUUCGGCGUUCUCCCCACCAUGCCGCCGCAAAAGAACUGUUAGGCGUAUUGCAACUCGAAACGGGAGAUAUCGACUCUGCGCGCUCGACUUUCCAGUCGUUGAUCCCGCCCUCGCCUCACGCGCCCGCCGACGCGCCUCCGGCUGCACAUUUAUAUCUCGCGCAGUUGAGCGACGAGGACCCGCACGCCGCGUUGAGUCAUUAUGACGCGGCUGUGAAUAUACUGGAGGAGAAGUUGCGGGAUAAGGGGAAGGGCGUGGCGAUGGAGGCUGGGGAGGAGCUGGACGAGGAGGAGACGAAGAGUACGAUUGUGCGGGCGUUGAUUGGGAGUGUGGAGGUGUGGAUGGAUCCUUCCUACGAUCUAUGCUUCGAUCCCGGAGCAGAAAAUACCUGUGAAGCGCUCCUCGCCCGCGCGCUAAACGUCUCACCGGGCAAUGCCGAAGCUCUCCAAGCGCUCGCAAGCGUCCGCAUGAGCCAGUCUCGGCCCGAAGACGCCAAGGCGCUCCUCGAACAGUCAUGGUUGAGCUGGAAAGACCUUGACGCCGAGGACCCGAAGCUCCCACCCCUCCAAACACGCAUAUCCCUCUCCAAAAUCUUCCUCGAACUCGAACUCUUCACCCCCGCCCUCGAAGUCAUCCAAGGCAUCCUCGCCGCAGACGACACAGACGCCGAAGCAUGGUACCUCGACGGCUGGGCCCACUUCCUCAUCGCCGAACAGGCUCACGAGGCCGGAAAGGCGAAGGAGGAGUGGGAGGACGAGGCGAGGGAGGCGAGGGACUCGUUGGAGAGCUGUUUGGCGCUACAUGUUGCGCAGAAUCAUCCGGAUUUGCCGUUGAGGGAACAUGCGAGGGAGCUGGUGGAGAAGCUUGAGGCGUUGGGCGUUAAAGCUAGUCCGGAGGGCGAGGAGGAGGAUGGUGGGGAUUGGGAGGAUGAGGACGUUGGGAGCGAGGACGGGGAUGGAGAUGUUGAGAUGGCUUAA